Messenger RNA from Clarias gariepinus (North African catfish), 11438 nucleotides. RefSeq names its product trio Rho guanine nucleotide exchange factor b (gene triob). NCBI's taxonomy places the organism in Eukaryota, Metazoa, Chordata, Actinopteri, Siluriformes, Clariidae. Gene Ontology annotation, biological process: protein phosphorylation. The transcript is spliced from 58 exons. The record is from RefSeq and is a predicted model, not a curated record. Bases 189 to 8996 code for a protein of 2935 amino acids. Gene Ontology annotation, cellular component: cytoplasm. Gene Ontology annotation, molecular function: protein binding; ATP binding; guanyl-nucleotide exchange factor activity.
UGCGCGCGACCGAGCGGCUCUCUGGACACCCGGGUUCGGGCUGCAAUGAAGCAAGAAUAUAUGAUGUGUAUAGAUUUUUGACAUUUUCUCUCUUUUUAAAAAAAAAAAAAAAAAGACGCGCACCCAGAGACAGAUUUGCAUCCAUUGUGUUAGUGCUGAGUCGUGAUUUGAGCGAGCCGUACAGUACCAUGAGCUCGGGGGAAGGAGAGGACGUGUGUAAGGACGGAGCGGAGGUAGCGGCGCUCUACAGAGCCGACUGUUCUCUUCCGAAGUGUGAACCCACGCUUGAUUUAGCGGGACGCACAGGGUUCAACAGAAAUGAGGAUAUGAAGGCCAUCGAGGUGCUGCCUAUUCUGAAAGAGAAAGUGGCGUUUUUAUCAGGAGGCCGCGACAGACGAGGAGGCCCGGUUCUCACUUUCCCAGCCAGGUCCAACCAUGACAGAAUAAGACAGGAGGAUCUGCGACGCCUCAUUGCCUACCUCGCAGGCAUCCCCAGCGAGGAGGUCAGCAGACAUGGCUUCACCGUCAUCGUGGACAUGCGAGGCUCCAAAUGGGACUCCAUCAAGCCUCUGCUGAAGAUCCUGCAGGAAUCGUUCCCGUCCUGCAUCCACGUCGCGCUCAUCAUCAAACCCGACAACUUCUGGCAGAAGCAGAGGACUAACUUCGGCAGCUCGAAGUUUGAGUUUGAGACCAUAAUGGUAUCACUGGAGGGCUUAUCCAAGGCAGUGGACCCAUCACAACUGACAGCCGAUCUGGAAGGUAGUCUGGACUAUGAUCACGACGAAUGGAUUGAGGUUCGCGUAGCCUUCGAGGAAUUUGCAGGAAAUGUGGCACGUGCACUCAGCCGUCUCAAGGAACUCCAGGAGCUGGUGUCACGUCGUGAGCUCCCUGGUGACCUGGAGAUGGCACGAUGUGCCAUGGACGAGCACAGUGCCCUCAAGAAACAUGUAGCCAAGGCUCCAGCUGAAGAACUGGAGUCUGAGGGCCAACAGCUACUGCAACGUGUGCAGGUCGGCGCCAAGACCGGUGGAGACGUACAGGGACUGACGCUCAGGGUCUCAGCUCUUUUGGAGGAACUACGCUCCGCCCGCCAGCACCUUCACCAGGCCUGGCAUGGCCGAAAACUCAAACUGGACCAGUGCUUCCAGCUGCGGCUUUUCGAGCAGGAUGCUGAGAAGAUGUUUGACUGGAUUGUUCACAACAAGGGCCUUUUCCUGACCAGUUACACAGAGAUUGGCGCCAACCACCAGCACGUACUGGAGUUGCAGACCCAGCACAACCACUUCGCUAUGAAUUGCAUGAACGUGUACGUGAACAUCAGCCGGAUCGUAGCAGUGGGCAAGCGGCUCCUUGAGGGUGGUCACUACGCUGCCAUGCAGAUCCAGCAGCUCUCAGCACAGCUUGAGCGAGAGUGGAAGGCCUUCGCGUCAGCACUGGAUGAGAGGAGCGCCAUGCUGGAGAUGUCAGCCAGCUUCCACCAAAAAGCAGACCAGUACCUGAGUAACGUCGAGUCGUGGUGUAAGGCGUGUGGUGAGGGUGAACUCCCCUCAGAGCUACAGGACCUGGAAGAUACCAUUCACCACCACCAAGGUCUCUACGAGCACAUCACCGCUGCUUACUCAGAGGUGAGUCAAGACGGGAAAUCCCUGUUGGACAAACUCCAGCGCCCUCUGACACAAGGCAGCGCUGAUUCGUUAACCGCGUCAGCCAACUACACCAAGGCGGUGAACCACGUCCUGGAUAUCAUACACGAGGUGCUGCACCACCAGCGGCAGCUUGAGAACAUCUGGCAGCACCGCAAACUCCGCCUACACCAGCGUCUGCAGCUCUGCGUAUUUCAACAAGACGUCCAACAGGUCCUGGACUGGAUCGAGAAUCACGGCGAGGCGUUUCUCAGUAAGCACACGGGUGUGGGGAAGUCUCUGCACCGGGCACGGGCUCUGCAGAAACGGCACGAAGAUUUUGAAGAAGUGGCGCAGAACACGUACACUAACGCUGAUAAGCUCCUGGAGGCGGCCGAACAGCUGGCUCAGACCGGCGAGUGUGACCCAGAGGAGAUCUACCAGGCGGCGCACCAGUUACAGGACCGGAUCCAGGACUUUGUGAGGCGCGUGGAGCAAAGAAAAGUCUUGCUGGACAUGUCCGUGGCCUUCCAUACUCACGGCAAAGAGCUGUGGACGUGGUUGGAGGAGCUGCAGAAGGAGCUGCUGGAUGACGUGUAUGCCGAGUCGGUGGAGUCCGUGCAGGACCUGAUCAAGCGCUUUGGGCAGCAGCAGCAGACCACGCUGCAGUUUACCGUCAAUGUCAUCAAAGAGGGCGAGGAGCUCAUCCAGCAGCUCAGAGACUCCGCGAUCUCCAGUAACAAAACGCCGCACAACAGCUCAAUGGCGCACAUUGAAAGCGUCCUGCAGCAGCUGGACGAGGCUCAGGCUCGCAUGGAGGAACUCUUUCAGGAGCGCAAGAUCAAACUGGAGCUCUUCCUCCAGCUGCGAAUCUUCGAGAGGGACGCCAUCGACGUGAUCUCGGACCUGGAGUCGUGGGGUGAUGAGGUGGCCCAGCAGCUCGGCCAGUUCGACACUGAGGAGUUGACCGUAGCCGAGCAGCGACUUCAGCAGCACGCGGAGAAGGCACUCACCAUGAACAACCUGACCUUUAACGCCAUUCACCAGGGCCAGGAGCUGCUGCAGUACGUCACUGAAGUGCAGGCCUCAGGUAUAGAGUUGUUGUGCGAUCGGGAUGUGGACAUGGCCACACGUGUACAGGACCUGCUGGACUUCCUGCACGAGAAGCAGCAGGAGCUGGAUGCGGCUGCAGAGCAGCACCGCCGCCACCUGGAGCAGUGUGUCCAGCUGCGCCACCUGCAGGCCGAGGUCAAACAGGUCCUGGGAUGGAUCCGUAACGGUGAGUCCAUGCUGAACGCCGGCUUGAUCACGGCCAGCUCUCUGCAGGAAGCCGAGCAGUUACAGAGGGAACACGAGCAGUUCCAGCACGCCAUCGAGAAGACGCACCAGAGUGCGUUGCAGGUGCAGCAGAAGGCUGAGUCCAUGCUACAGGCGGCGCACUACGACGCCGAGACCAUCCGCGAGUGUGCUGAGAAGGUGGCGUCCCACUGGCAGCAGCUCAUGCUCAAGAUGGAGGACCGACUCAAGCUGGUGAACGCUUCCGUGGCCUUCUACAAAACCUCAGAGCAGGUGUGCAGUGUGUUAGAGAGUCUGGAGCAGGAGUACAAGCGGGAGGAGGACUGGUGUGGAGGAUCCGAUAAGCUCGGGCCGAACUCUGAGACGGAUCACGUGACCCCGAUGGUCAGCAAACACCUGGAGCAGAAGGAGGCCUUCCUCAAGGCAUGCACGUUGGCACGACGCAACGCAGAUGUGUUUAUGAAGUACCUGCACAGGAACAGCGUGAACAUGCCGGGCAUGCUGGCACAGAUCAAAGCUCCAGAACAGCAAGUCAAGAAUAUCCUGAACGAGCUGCUGCAAAGGGAGAACAGAGUUCUUCACUUCUGGACGAUGAGGAAGAGGAGGCUUGACCAAUGCCAGCAGUAUGUGGUGUUUGAGCGCAGCGCAAAGCAGGCUCUGGAGUGGAUCCAUGAUACAGGCGAGUUCUACUUGUCCACACACACGUCGACAGGCUCCAGCAUCCACCACACACAGGAGCUACUGAAGGAGCAUGAGGAGUUUCAGAUCACGGCCAAGCAAACCAAAGAGCGGGUGAAGCUGUUGAUCCAGCUGGCAGACGGCUUUCGUGAAAAGGGCCACUCCCAUGCGGGCGAGAUCAAGAAAUGGGUGGUAUCAGUGGACAAGCGCUACCGCGACUUCUCGCUCCGUAUGGACAAAUACCGCUGCUGUCUGGAAAAAGCGCUGGGGAUAUCCUCGGAUUCCAACAAGAGCAAAGACCUGCAGCUGGACAUCAUUUCAGCGAGCGUGCCUGGAGCCGAGGUCAGGCUCCGAGAUGCCAAUCAUGAGCUCAACGAGGAGAAGCGCAGGUCGGCUCGGCGAAAAGAGUUCAUAAUGGCUGAGCUGAUUCAGACAGAGAAGGCCUACGUCCGAGACCUGCGUGAGUGCUUGGACACGUAUCUUUGGGAGAUGACUAGCGGUGUGGAGGAGAUCCCAGCAGGGAUCGUCAACAAAGAGCACAUCAUAUUCGGCAACAUGCAAGACCUCUAUGAGUUCCACCAUAACAUUUUCCUGAAGGAGCUGGAGAAAUACGAGCAGCUCCCUGAAGAUGUUGGACACUGCUUCGUCACGUGGGCGGACAAGUUCCAAAUGUACGUGAACUACUGUAAGAACAAGCCGGACUCCACUCAGCUCAUCCUGGAUCACGCCAGCUCUUACUUCGACGAGAUCCAGCAGAGACACAGGCUGGCGAACUCCAUCUCCUCCUAUCUCAUUAAACCUGUGCAGAGAAUCACCAAGUACCAGCUGCUCCUCAAGGAGCUCCUGACCUGUUGUGAGGAGGGCAAAGGGGAGAUCAAGGACGGCCUGGAGGUCAUGCUGAGCGUGCCCAAGAGAGCCAACGAUGCCAUGCACCUUAGCAUGUUAGAAGGUUUCGAUGAGAAUCUUGAGUCUCAGGGCGAGCUCAUCCUGCAGGAGUCGUUCCAGGUGUGGGACCCGAAGACGCUGAUCCGCAAGGGCCGAGAGCGUCACCUCUUCCUGUUCGAGAUGUCGCUGAUCUUCAGCAAGGACGUCAAAGAUUCCAACGGCAGGAGCAAAUACCUCUACAAAAGCAAGCUACUGACCCUUGAACUGGGAGUGACGGAGCACGUGGAAGGAGAUCCGUGUAAAUUUGCACUCUGGGUCGGACACACGCCUACCUCCGACAACAAGAUCGUCCUGAAGGCCUCCAGUAUAGAGAAUAAGCAGGAGUGGAUCAAACAUGUGCGCGAGGUGAUUCAGGACCGGACCGUUCACCUGCGCGGGGCCUUGAAAGAACCCAUACACAUCCCCAAAACCACCACAGGGGCAAAACCGAAGGGAAGAAGUCACAGAGAGGGGGAGGACCUGGACAGUCAGGGCGAUGUAAGCAGCCAGCCAGACACGAUCUCCAUCGCAUCCCGCACCUCCCAGAACACCCUGGACAGUGACAAGCUGUCUGGUGGCUGCGAGAUGACGGUGGUCAUCCACGACUUCAUGGCCAGUAACGGCUCAGAGCUGAGCGUGAGGCGAGGUCAGACCGUCGAGGUCCUGGAGAGGUCUCAGGACAAACCCGACUGGUGCCUGGUGCGCACCACCGACCGCUCGCCUGCCCAGGAAGGCUUGGUGCCCGGUGCCAUGCUCUGCAUUGCCCACUCCCGCAGCAGCAUAGAGAUGGAGGGAAUCUUCAACCAUAAAGACACCCUCUCUGUGUCUAGUAAUGAUGGUGGAAUAUCAGGCAGCGCCACCCUGCAGCCAGGCCACCUGCACGGCUCACCAGGCGGCAAGCGUCCAGGAAAUACCCUGCGCAAGUGGCUGACGAGCCCAGUGCGGCGCCUGAGCAGCGGUAAAGCAGACGGACAUGCCAAGAAGCUCGCGCACAAGCACAAGAAGCACCGCAAGAGCGGCGAAUCACAGAGGGACUCCGACGAUAACGCAGCGACGCCACAAGACGAGACUGUCGAGGAGAGAAUGAGGUAUGAAGGCCUGAGCAGCGGCACACUUUCCAAAUCAUCCUCUUCGGGCAUGCAGAGCUGCGGAGAGGAAGAGGGUGAGGAGGGCGCUGAUGCCGUGCCCCUGCCUCCACCUAUGGCCAUCCAGCAGCACAGCCUCCUUCAGCAGGACUCACAGGAUGAAAAGGCUUCUCGUCUCUCUGGGCGGCCCAGCAGUUCAGAAACCCCCAGUGCUGCUGAACUUGUCAGUGCCAUUGAGGAACUCGUCAAGAGCAAGAUGAGUCUAGAUGAUCGGCCAAGAUCCCUUUCAGUCGAGAACGUUGACAGCAACAGUCCCUCCUGUAACCCCUCAGAUAACUCGCUGCUCUCUUCUUCUUCACCUGCUGAGGAGAUGGAUGAACGCAAGACAGACAUCCUCAAAAAGCGCCACUAUGUACUUUUGGAGCUGGUGGAAACCGAGCGUGAUUAUGUCAGGGACCUGGGUGCAGUGGUGGAGGGCUACAUGAGCCGGAUGAAGGAGGAGGGGGUUCCGGAUGACAUGAAGGGCAAAGACAAGAUAGUGUUCGGAAACAUUCACCAGAUCUAUGACUGGCACAAAGACUUCUUUCUGGCAGAGCUGGAAAAGUGCCUGGACGAUCCGAAUAGGCUAGCACCCUUGUUCAUCAAACAGGAACGCCGGCUUCACAUGUACAUCGUCUACUGCCAGAACAAGCCCAAAUCUGAGCACAUUGUCUCCGAGUAUAUAGACACAUACUUUGAAGAUCUAAAGCAGCGCUUGGGCCACAGGCUCCAGAUCACAGACCUGCUUAUCAAACCUGUGCAGAGGAUCAUGAAGUACCAGCUCCUACUAAAGGAUUUCCUAAAGUUUUCCAAAAAGGUUGGCGUUGACUCAGCAGAAUUAGAGAAAGCAGUGGAGGUCAUGUGUGUUGUGCCGAAACGUUGUAACGACAUGAUGAACGUGGGACGUCUCCAGGGCUUUGAUGGCAAAAUUGUAGCUCAGGGCCGGCUCCUCCUGCAAGACACAUUCAUGGUUUCGGAUCAAGACUCCAGCCUACUCUCUCGGGCGAGGGAAAGGCGCGUCUUCCUCUUCGAGCAGAUCGUCAUCUUCAGUGAACCACUGGAUAAGAAGAAGGGCUUCUCUACUCCAGGCUAUCUGUUCAAGAACAGCAUCAAGGUCAGUUGGUUAAGCCUGGAAGAGAGCACAGACAGCGACCCCUGUAGGUUCAUUCUCACAUCGAGGUCAUCCACAGGGGGCACUGAGCGCUUUGUCCUCCACGCCUCAAGCCCAGCUGUCUGUCAUUUAUGGGUACAGCAGAUCAGCAGCAUCCUGGAGAACCAGAGGAAUUUCCUCAAUGCACUAACGUCUCCCAUCGAGUACCAGCGGAACCAUGUGGGCGCGAGCACUUCCACCAGCGUCCCCGUCAGCUCCCGAAGUCGUGGAUCCAGAAUUCCCCAACCCAUGCAGCCCCACCCCCCAUCAGCCUCAGGUACGUUUCCUGAGACGUUCAAGACACGCCCGCUCGACCUCCCCUUGAACGAGCAGCGUGAGGAGACUUGUUCGGUCUCUCGAGCUGCGGUGUCCCCAAUGUCCCUCACUUUGUCCAGACCUCGAUCAGGGCUCCCUUCACCACUAGUCUCACCUUCAACAAACUUCCCCAGUUCAGGCCAGUCUGGCAACAAAGCCUCGUCGUCCUCUAUUUGGGCUUCAGAUCAGAACCUGAAGCGCAAGGAACCAGACCGUGUCAGCACGUGCUCCUCGGCCAGCGAGCACAGCAACGGGAGUGAAAGCAGCAGCAGCAGCAGUAGCGGCGUGUCCACCAUGCUAGUGACGCAGGACUACGUGGCUUUAAAAGAGGAUGAGAUCAGCGUGCAUCAGGGCGAGGCCGUGCAGAUCCUGGCUUCCAACCAGCAGAGCAUGUUCCUGGUGUUUCGAGCUCCCACAGAACAGGGCCCGGCAGCCGAGGGCUGGAUCCCCGCUCACGUGUUGGGCCACACCUCCAUCCGUGCCCCCGACUACGCCAACAGCAACCUCAAGAAGUCAUCAUCAUGGCACACAGCACUGCGCAUUCGCCGCAAAUCAGAAAAGAGAGAAAAAGAGGGAAGGAAAGAGUGCCGGCAGGAGAAUAAGGUUUCCGUAAUGCUUCUAAAUCCGAACUACAUCUACGACGUUCCGCCAGAGUUUCUGGUGCCUCUGAGCGAUUUGGUCUGUGAAAGUGGAGAGAGGGUGACCUUGCGCUGUAAGGUCGGAGGUCAGCCAAGAGCCUCAGUCUCCUGGAGAGGACCAGAUCAGAGCACACUGAGCGACGGAGGACGAUACUCUCUGACGCACAGCGAGACGGGCGAGGUGACUCUGCGCAUUUCACCCGUGACUGUAGAGGACGGUGGGACCUACACCUGCACCGCUGCUAACGACGUCGGGAUGGUCACUUCGUCCGCCGGGCUCAGGGUGCAAGGUACCUAUGGUGAUGGAGUUAUCUGGAAGGAGAAUUUCGAGUCGCUCUACACUGAAGUGAUGGAGCUUGGGAGAGGCAGGUUCUCGGUGGCUAAAUGGUGCGAGCAACAAGGUUCCCGGCGCUCAGUGGUGGCGAAGCUGGUGAACAAAAAGCUGAUGCGUCGUGAGCAGGUGAUGAGGGAGUUAAAUGUGCUUCGCUGCCUGCAGCAUCCUAACGUGGUGGGCUUGCUCGAUACUUUCGAAAGCAACACCAGCUACGUGCUCGUGCUGGAAAUGGCCGAUCAGGGUCGCCUCCUCGACUACAUUGUGAGCUGGGGGAACCUGACUGAGGAAAAGGUGGCGCUCUAUCUGCGGGACAUAUUAGAAGCUUUACAUUACCUACAUACCUGCAGAAUCGCUCAUCUCGACCUGAAGCCUGAGAAUGUAGUGGUGGAGCAGGCAUCUGCUCAUUCCAUUGUCAAGCUGACGGACUUCGGCGAUGCCAUGAUUCUUUCCUCUUCCCCAUACAUCCACCCUCUAGUGGGCAGCCCUGAGUUCUGCGCACCUGAAGUGGUGCUGGGCGAGCCAGUGUCUUUGACUUCUGAUCUCUGGAGCCUGGGUGUUCUGGCGUACGUGUUGCUCAGUGGCGCCUCUCCCUUCUUAGAUGAGAGCGCCGAGGAGACGUGCCUCAACAUCUGCCGUCUGGACUUCAGCUUUCCCGAAGACUAUUUUGGAGGUGUGAGCAGGGCAGCACGCGAUUUUGUGUGUUUACUGUUACACCCCGAAGCGGUCAGGCGACCCUCGGCUCAGGCCUGCCUGCAGGGGGAACCUUGGCUCUUUCCCCGUGCUGCCUCCGGUUUGGUCCGUCUGGACACGGCGCGACUUGUGGCCUUCAUUGAGAGGCGCAAGCACCAGAGCGACUUGAGGCCAAUGGAUAACCUGAGGACAUUUUUAAGGAGUCGGCUGCUGGGUAAAGCGUGAUAGAGCAUGCAGGUUUCUCUCUAAAGACUUGAUCUUCUUGUGUAGAGCGAUGAAAUGCUGUUACGGCAACUGGGUUUCUCAGACUGAUGGAAAGGAGCCUAAGGCAAGAAGCAAGCCGGGGGCUUGCAAACACCCUUCACGGUGGAAUAAUCAAAGGAGCAAGACAUAACUCUGAGAGUUCAGUCUGCAUGAGCCAGCGAUUAAGCUCCAGCAAUCAUCUCAUCGGAUCGAAAGUCCAAAGUUGGAGGUCUGAUGGAGGAACUCGGAUGUCCAGCAACCACCUCAUGCUCUGUCAGAACCAUCACAGAUGUUACCGAGUUGAUUCCAGCAAACACAGUGUUGCCUUGAGAUCGGAGACUUCUGACAUUAUGGGGGGAAAAUUCCAAAAAAGCUCAAAAGGAAGAAUGUGAGCAAAAUCUCUCUCUCUUUUUUUUUUUAAAGCCACGUUCCACACUAAAAUGGCACGUUGUUUGUACGCUGCUGCUGCUGAUAAAACCCGAACGACUACUUCUCACCCCUUAAAACCCCUUGGAACUUGGAAUUUGGAAAACAAACCCAAAUUCACAUCAGCCUCAUUAUACAUCAUAUCCUCUUUGUACAGAAAAUGCACAGAAGCACAAGCGAGACUUUUUGUUGUUGUUGUUGCUGUCGUUUUUUGCGAUUUUUCUUCUAUGAGCCAGUAAAGGGCAAGCCUUUUGUUUCUGACAGUAUUUUGAAUCAGGUUGUUGCAGUACUGUACAGCUGUAUUCAGGAAAGCAUUUUGUAUAAAAUAUGUAUAGAAACACAGCAAAGGAGAUCUUUGGAGUUUUUGAAAACAAAAAAAAAAACAUACAAGACUAUAUAAAGCGAAAGAAAUUAAACUGGUUCAACAGUGACUUCCUGUUCAUCUCAAAAAUGUUGUAGCUACGGAAUCCUAAAGCACAUCGAACAAGGAUUAUUUUUCUUUUUCUUUCGGAAAUACUGCAUGUCACAGCAACAAAUCUGUACUUUUCUUUUUAAAUUUCUAUGACUGUCUAUCAAACUGUUCGCGUCGGACAUUUCAGCAUGGUUUCUACCGUGCCUCGUUGAUGACUUUUCAGCAAUUUCACGUAUCAACUCGUACGGUACGUCGCUGCCUAGCCGCGUCAGGUCGUAUACCUGUGUUGCAUUUUGGAUCGCUGUACAGUAUCCGAAGUUUGCCGUCUUCUCUACUUCUAUUUAAAAGUUGCUUAAAAACAGAAUCAUGUUGAUAAACAUGCAAACCUUACAGUUAUCAAUUAUGUUUGAGUUUUUUGGGGCUCCAACCAGCGAAUUGCUAAAUACUUCAACAGAAAAAUACUUCCUUGAGCGGUUUAGUAUCGAGUCUGACUGCUUUUCAUUUUCAUUUUUGUCAUUUACUUUGACUUUUUGGAGAGAAUUUGAACUUGACAAGACAGUGUUUAUUUGAUUUUUUAUUUUUAUUUUUUAAAGAAAGGAAAUGAAGCAUUCGAUUUGAUUUCAGAUGUUUUCGCAUUGACUGAAGCACACCUUUGACUUCCAACGUACCCAGUGUUAAUGUGCACUCGUAUUUUGGUGGAACUGUCUAUGUUGGGGAUUUUUUUUUCCGCAGCUAUUUACGAUAAUUGGUGUAAAACCUGCUGACUUUAAUUAUGUGUAUAAGCCACUAUAACUUAAUUUCAGAUGUGCUCGUGGCAGUUUCUUGCUAAGUUCCCUGUGUUCAGUAUUAUUUUGUGAAAGCUAAGCGGUUUUUAAUGUGUCGCACUUGCUUUAUGUUUGAAUGUUACGAAUUCUCAUUGUUCUUAUGCCAAAGUUAACCUUUUACACACCUACAGUACACAUGGUUUCACCGUAAUGAUAAACUAUAACGAUGACGAUGCAGGCAUUUAUGUAGAUUAAUCUUUAUUUAUUGUCUUGUUGUGUAUUUUGUAAAGUGCUAAGAUGAUUAAAGUAGUGCUACAUCUUACAAUCAUUUCAACUCAUCCUCAGAAACAUUUUAAUAGUUGACCUUUGUAUAAAACAUUAAGAUGUAUAUUUGCAUGGAUAAAGGACGUCCACCUUUCUACUUCAAGACUGUAAAACCCGUCAGGGCUGAUCUGUAAUUAUGGUUGUUUUAGUGUUGUUCAGUUGCUGUUCUAAGUCGGGUUCGUCGUGAAUUUUUAAGCUGUGCCAGUAAGCAUGGGUCAACACAAGGUCUUUUUUUCUUUUUUUUUUCCUUUUUCUUUUUUGUUGUUGUUGUUGGUUGUGUUUUUUUCUAAUUUAUUUCAUCAUUGUGUAUAGCUGUACAGUUUCGAACGACUGUAAAAGACCCACGUAGCUAAGUCAUGUUUUAUACAUGCGGUUAAUAUUCCAUUUCAGAUGCUUUUGGCUCUUAUGUUUGUGUGUAAAUUUUUAUGUACAUAAACCAUACCUUUGCACAUUCUGUGCUUGUAUAUAUUUUAUUGAGAAUAACAAGAUAAAAAAAAA